This is a messenger RNA of Hylaeus anthracinus, 1693 nucleotides long. RefSeq lists its product as uncharacterized. The record is from RefSeq and is a predicted model, not a curated record. The coding region runs from base 153 to 1124 and encodes 323 amino acids. Lineage: Eukaryota; Metazoa; Arthropoda; Insecta; Hymenoptera; Colletidae. The transcript has a single exon.
UUUCUAAGUUCAAUUGCGAUCCAUCCUUCGAUCCAAAAUCCAUCGUCUCCCGAACAGCCUAACCCAGGCCCGCGCUCGUACGAUGUAACACCGUUCCGCAUGGGGGUACCGCGACUUCCGGUCCUUCGAGCGUUCGGCCUCUAGCAGCCAGGAUGACCGAAGACGUUGGCGCCCUGCUCCAGAAAGGCCUGUCCGAGUGGUGGAACGAGGAGACGGAGUACGUUUUCCAAAGGAUCGAAAGAUGGGCGGCGUACGCAAGGGGAUACAAUCGUCUGAGGUCCCAAAGGCUGUCGAGGGGACGGAUGACCAUGCAGGGAGGACAGGAGCCUCGAUGGAGCGUCUCCUCGAACAAGCUGAUCAUCGACGACGUCUCGUGGAGUCCGCGUUUUCACACGUUCAAGAAGUCCCGGCGUAAGUCCAGACCAGAGGAGGCCAAGAUCAACUGCUGCGGCACUUUCAACUACCAAUCGAACAGCAACCUGGACAGCACCUGCCUGGAGACAUACAGGUACGAUCACAGUAUUUAUUUCAAGACGAUCGGCGAUAUCAGGAACAGCAAAAAGGACAACGUCGACCCGAAGAACGAGCGGGAAGACAGGAUCUCCAUCAGCAGCGAGGAACUGGUCGAGUGGGACGUAAGCUCCGUGUCUGAUUUCAUUGCCAAUCAACUAUUGGAGGACGGCCUCACCAGCGAUAAUAUUCAAAGUAUCUUCGGUGACAAGACGAGCCCUGUGCAGGACGUAGACGGAGUUGAUACGGUUACGUGGUCCAAUGUGGACUUGAUGAAGAUUAAUUUGAACGGGGAUGACACUCUUAGGGAUGAAGAGAAUAACGAGAGUAAGUUCACGGUGGCGGAGAUCGAGGAGGAGAGGAAUAAUAAUUAUAUCGGAAAUGUGAAAUUCGUGGAUUCGUACCUGGAGAAUCGACAGACGCAGGCCAAGCGUGUCUCUGAUGGAAAUGUCGAUGUUGGAGAGCCGCAGGAUCACGAUGAAACGUUUCGCGAUGGUCGGGGGAACAGGAGAUCGCCUAAAGGAGUGCAACCUUCGAUUAUGAGCGAUAAUGACGUGACGUGGCCAAGUAUUUUAACGAAUUACACGAAGAAUGUCGACUCAGCCUCCGCGUAAUUAAUGGAUAUCGUGGAAAUGAAUUUUAAAUUGAAAUUGUUGCGAUCAUGUAUAAACUAUUGUAUUAAGACUAGUUGUCUUUAACAAUAAUGAAAGAAAAAUAUAAACGAUAUUGAAAUCAGAUAUUCCAAUUAGGCUUGCAACAUACUAAAUGAACUAAGUCAAGUUUAAUUAAUUUUAAUUUUAUGGAAUGUAAAUUGAAACCAAAUAAGGAUAAGGAUGAACAGUUUAUUGUUUGGAUGGAAAUAUGUACGAUAUAUAAUCUUGGAUUCUGUUGUACUGCAACACCGUCUAAUAGUAUUCUUCACGAUUAUUCGUCGCGAAUAAUAAAUUAACUACACUUUUGGUUACAUGAUUUUGUUUGAUCGAUUAAGAAGAAAUAGAAGUAAAUAGCAGAAUCGAUUUGGCAGACACAGAUACUUUGCACAGAGCAAUAAUAAAUCUUUUGUAUUUUAUCUUUUAAGUUACUCCUUCGUCAGACUAAUUAAUUUUAUAUGUGAAUAUUUAAAUUAGGGGAACAACUGCUGUACCGAAACCACUGACUUUAAUAAAAUUGAUGUUUAAUGCUG